UAGUUUCAAUUUGCUUAUAUCACAACAGAUUAAAUUUAUACAGAAUGAUCUCAGGAAUGAAGAUACAGUAACGUGGCUAGUAAUAUUACCGGAAAGACCCUGGCCAAGUUCAAACAUUGCGCUAAGGGCAUCCGCAGUGGUGCGGAUGUCCCGGCGGAAUUCCCCGCGGAAUUCCCAAAAACACCUCAUGCCACGUCAUAAGGACUUCCCACUGCACUGCCACGUCAUACGGACUUCCCACUGCACAGUGACGGAAUUCCCCUGCGAAAUUUCCAUGUAAAAAAAAUCACAAAUUCACAAAUUCUCAAUUCCCACAAAAAGUCAAUCCUUUAGAAAUAGAAGCUUCCAUACAAUCGUAGAUUCAGCCAUAGAUAAACAAAUAUUUGUCUGACCAAUUCGCCCUUCUUCAUCAAGUCUCCUCCCACGCAUAUAUACCCCUUAUUUCCUCAAUUUGAAUUCAAAGUUUCAAACAGCCCCCAAAAUAUUUUUCAAAUCAUCAAAAUUCAGCAAAACAAAUUCUCAGAUGUUCAUUUGCGGAAGUGGAAGUUUCAGCAAUCAGGAUGACGAACCCUACCUCAGCCCCUGCUCCACCCCCAAGCGAUCGCGCCGGAGCACCAGCUUCUGCAAACUCAUGUCAAGAGACAGCGCCUCCAAAAAUCCCUACGCCGAUCGAGGCCUCGACAAAUUCUACGCUCUCUUAGCAGAUCUCGACGAUAAGAAACAGAAGAUCUACACGCAGAAAGGCUCCGAGCACAUUUCCUUCGUCCGAUUCGUCUACGAUAACGACUCCGACAGCGUUAAACCGAUCGUAAUCAAAGUCAAGGACAGAUCUCCCCUAAAAUCGGCGAAGAAUUUCACCGAUCAACGCAGCUUCAAGAGCUCCAACGACGCCUCGCCGCCGCCGCCGUCACCGGAACCGGAGGCGAAGAUCGAGAAAACGAUGAAGAAGAAGAGAUCGCUGAGAUGCAAGGGGAAUUUAAAGCUGGAGGAUCUGAAACGUCCCCAGUUAUUUUUCCCGGUGAUGGUGGUGCUGAUUCUGGUGUUUCUGGCGAUCUACGGAAGGUCGUUCGCGAUCCUGUGCACGUCGAUUGUGUGGUAUUUGGCUCCGACGAUCGCCGGAGGGAGCAGCGGGGCGGCGGUGGGAGGUGAGAGAAAGCCGAAGAGGAAGAAGGAGUAUGUGAGGAAAAGGAGCGAGAAGAUGGCGGUUGUGCAUAGUGAGGAGGGACCUUCCUCACCAAAAAGUGUGAUCAAUGGACUUCAGCAUGAUCGUAAGAGCAGUUGGUGACUUUAUUAUUGUUAUUUUUUUUAUCAUUUGUGAGAGUCGAUCGAAGAGUAUUCGACUUUUCUUGAGUGUGGUUGAUGUAAAUAAUUCUUUUCUUUUUUUAUUUAUUUGUUUGGAACAUAAGUUAUCUUAAACUGGAAAA
Molecule: messenger RNA, 1424 nt
Organism: Salvia splendens (bonfire salvia)
Lineage: Eukaryota; Viridiplantae; Streptophyta; Magnoliopsida; Lamiales; Lamiaceae
Exons: 1
Coding region: 524-1285 (253 amino acids)
Source: RefSeq, a predicted model, not a curated record